UAGAAGGAAGUGGCUCUGACUUCCCCAGGAAAUGGGAAGAGGAAACCCCGGGGCUUCGACCUCUUUUGGCUGCACUGGAACCACAAGACGACCACAACGACGACGACGGAGAGAAAGAAGAAGAAGAAGAAGAAGAAGGUCGAGACAGAAAGAGAGAGAGAUAUUCUCCAGCAGACUGGACACAAAGACGUGAGACAUAUUCUGGUCGCUGGGUUUUGUGUUUUUGGAGAUGAAGUUUCUCCUCGCGGCGCUCGGUGCUCUGCUCUGCUGCUCGCUGUCCUCCCAAACACUGGAUCCCACGGGGAGGAACGUCUGCCACGACGUCAGGCUCCCCUCCACCUCGGCGUGCUGCGCCGGGUGGCGUCGAGACGGAGACGAGUGCUCCGUCCCCGUGUGUGAGGGAGAGCAGGCCUGCCUGAAGGAGGAGGUGUGUGUGUACCCAGCAGUGUGUCGCUGCCCUCCUGGUUACUACGGCGCUCACUGUAAAACACGCUGCCCCCCUGAGUUCUGGGCCCCAGACUGCCGCCGGGUGUGUCCGUGCCACCCCCACGGCCAGUGUCACCCCGUCACCGGCGAGUGCACCUGCAACCCCAACCGCUGGGGCGCGCUCUGCCAGCACGCCUGCAAGUGCGCCCGGCACGGCCGCUGCCACCCGGUCCACGGCAACUGCAGCUGCGACGAGGGCUGGUGGACGCCCACCUGCUCCAAGCCGUGCCAGUGCGUCGCCGGCGGCUCGGCGGGGCCCGGCUGCGACCAGCUGACGGGCCGCUGUCAGUGCCGGCGGGGCCACUGGGGGCUCAAGUGUCCCGCCGCGUGCAACUGCUACCUGUCGCCGUGCAACCAGCGCACCGGUGUGUGCGACUGCGAGUCCAUCUGGUGGGGGCCGAGCUGCGACCGGCGGUGCAACUGCGACCUGCAGCACAGCAGCUGCGACGCGGCCGGCGGCCGCUGCCUGUGCCACCCGGGCCACCAGGGCGCCUUCUGCAACCAGCCCUGCGAGGCCGGGAAGUACGGCAGCGGCUGUCAAAUGAGCUGUGGUUUCUGUAAAGACGGCCGGCUCUGCUCCGACACCGACGGCGCCUGCGACGCCUGCGAGUCCGGCUGGAACGGCACGCGGUGCGACCGGCCGUGUCCGUCCGGUUCCCACGGAGACGGCUGCCGGGAGGCGUGUCCUCGCUGCAGGGACAACGAGCCGUGUGACCCCAAAACCGGGAGAUGCUGGAGGUGUGACCCCGGAUGGACCGGACACAGGUGUGAGGUCACCUGCUCCAACAGGACGUUCGGAGAUGCCUGCGGCUCCAUGUGCGGCCCUUGUUUCCAUGGCGACUGCCAUCACGUGACAGGAAGAUGCGUCUGUGAGCCGGGCUUUCAGGGAGAGAGUUGCAACAGCAGCUGCUCCGCCUUGCAGUUCGGCCUCAACUGUUCCUCAGCCUGCGACUGCAGUGAAGGGCACAGCUGCAACCCGGUGACCGGCGUCUGCCCCCACAGUGGCAGAGCUGCUGUCCUCGCAGGUGUGCUGGUCCCUCUGCUGCUGCUGCUGCUGGCUGUGCUCUGCUGCUGCUUGUGUUGUGGAGGAGGUCCCGUGGACGGCAAAGACAGGGCGACCGCGGCCGACGUAGGCCGGGCGGCUCGGAUGAAAUAUCACGUCUACGGCGUCCUGGCUAACAUCGGCGCCGCCAUCCCCUGUAUCUCUGAUUGGUCCUCCGGCCUCCCUCGUGUCACUGUGUCUCACCAUGACCCGGAGCUGACGUUCAACCACAGCUUCAUCGAGCCUCCUUCCUGUGGCUGGGUGACCGAGGGCUCGUCCUUCGACAGCGACGAGGAGGAGGAGGAAGAGGCGCUCUACAGCAUCCCUCCGAGAGAAGGCAUCGCGGCGGUGGCGGGCGGCGAGUUCCACGAGAUGAGCUCCAAGUGCAACAUGUUCUUGGACCCGUGCGGCUUCAGCAGCGAGGACAUCGCCUCGCCCUUCAGCAUCCCGCGCACCUCCAGCAUCGCCAAGUCCAAUCGGCCGGCCGUCUCCUUCGCCGAGGGCACCCGCUUCAGCCCCAAAGAGAGGCGCGGCUCGGCCCAGGACCCCAAGUCCCCGUGGGGGGUCUCGGUGCUGUCCGCCCUGCAAGGUCAGGAGAGUGCGGCCGGGGAGGAGGACGGAGGGGAGAGCGAGGAGGGGGACGAUGGCGUCGGCGCGCAGGCGGCGGCCAAUCGGGACGGAGGCUGUGAGCCGGGCGACCAGGAAGUAGACGGGACCCCUUCCGGGGUCGCCCCGCUCGUCCCCGGGGCGUCGGGGCGACGGCGAGCGGCGUCCAACGCUCAUAAAGGUGGCCAGCCGCCGCCGGCCGACGCCCAGGCGGGGGUCUUAAAUAAGCUCACCACGGUGUACGUGACGGUGGGCGAGGCGGGUAAACCCGCCUCGAAGGCGGAGACGAGCUCCGAGGGGCCGGUUCAAGCCAUGCUGCGGCGAAUCGGAAGCCUCCAGAGACAAAGGGAGCAGGAGACGGGCAAGGCCAAGCCCAAAGGAGCCGAAGGGAUCGCCAAGCCGCCGCGGAGGAAGCUCGGGGAUCGGGCGAGCGUGUGGGAGGAGGGAGGCCCGCCCGGAGGGGAGGUGGGCAUAUGUAAGCCAAUCAGGAGGAAGCACGACGCGGACGCCGCCGCGAAGAGGCCUCCGUCGUUGGUUUUGUUGAGCGUGCCGGAGGCGGGGUCAGAUCUGAGGAGCGAGAGCGGUGGACCCGGGACGGGCAAAACCGAGGGCACCUACCUGACCGUGGGACCCGCUGUGAGUCUCACCGAGGUGGUCGGUGUGGAUGAUGAACCCUGCUAUGAAAAUGUCAUAUUUACACACUCGUAACCUCAGAAACUGCUGAGUCAGCAGGUAACUGCAUAUGUAUCACUCUGCAGUUAUAAAGUUACAGGAACAGAGGAUUUAUUUUGGUGUUAUUUGUUACGCAAUGCACAGCUUGUACAUCGAUGCCUACUUACUUCACCUUUUAGAUUAAAUUCUACAGGACAGAAUGUAAACACAUGACAUUUAUAUUUAAGAUCGAAAUUUCCCCAUGUUGUAUGAACUGUAUACAAACAAAGUACUGUGAUAUAUAUAUAUAUAUAUAUCUUUUCUUUUUUAAUAUAUAUCUUUUUUUCGUUGUUAGUUAUAUAUAUAUAUUAUAUAAAUAUAUCUUUUUUUUCUUUGUUAUAUAUUUAUAUAUAUAUAUAUAUAUUUUUUCUUUUCUUUGUUAGGUAUAUAUAUAUAUAUUAAUGUCUGCUUCUGGACUUUAUAACAGAUAAAAAGACAUGACAACAUCUGCGUCUCAAAGCAUCAUGAAGUGAGUUCUUGAUCACGGUUGUUUUUACUUAUCAUGGAUACAAGUACAAGACAGACAGUAACCGGUUGUGAACAUGCAAUCAAAGGCGACUCGCUCUGUAACACAGUACAUCGUUUAAACAUUUAUGUAUUUAUUGUAGUAUUAUAUGUUCCUCUCUGGAGUCGUAAAUAAUGUUUCUAUGAUUACGAUCGGUCAAAGUCCCGCCUGCCGCUGACCUCUGACCUCUGCUGAGUCACAUGUUGAGUAAAACACUUUAGCAAUUAUAAUGUCCGGAUUUUCUUUUUUCUCAUAACUGAUAAUCUGUAAAUGUUUCUGAG
Pseudoliparis swirei is the source of this 3631-nucleotide messenger RNA. RefSeq names its product scavenger receptor class F, member 1 (gene scarf1). Lineage: Eukaryota; Metazoa; Chordata; Actinopteri; Perciformes; Liparidae. Gene Ontology annotation, molecular function: scavenger receptor activity. The transcript has 11 exons. The coding region runs from base 230 to 2842 and encodes 870 amino acids. The record is from RefSeq and is a predicted model, not a curated record.